CGACGACUCUGCCAGCAACGGGCGAGAGGGAGGAGAGUGGAAGGAGAGAGGGACAGUGGAAAUGGAGGGUGGAGAGUGGGAGGAGAGAAAGAGGGAGGAGAGUGGGAGCGUGGAGAUGGAGGGAUGAGGGAGAGAGGAGAGAGAGUGAGGGUGGAGAUGGAGGGAGGAGAGUGGGAGGGAGGGAAAUGAGGGAGGAGAGAAUGAGGAGUUGACGGAGAGAGAGAGGGAGGGGGAGAAAGGGAGGGAAACGGCCGGGAGGAGAUGAGGGAGGGAGCGUGAGAGAGGAAGGGAGGCGAUGAGGGUGGUGGUGAUGGUGGUGGCAGCAAAGGGAGGGAGAGUUGUAAGUUGGGGGGAGGAGUGGGGGGAGAGAGAGCGGAGGAGGCGGGGCUCACAACUCUACGUUUCGCUCCGCGUCCCCCCUCUCUCUCUCUCGUUCUCUCACCCCCCCCGACAACCACCACCGCCUCCCCCCCACCACCAAUGCGCGCGCGCGCGCGCCCCGGACCAAUUAGGCGGAGUUCAGUUAUUAAGGCGCAGAUCAAUGAGACGGAAGCCACAGCAGCAGCAGCGGCAGCGGCGGGCGGAGAGCGAGAGAGCGAGCGAGCCAGCGGUCGCGCGCGCCGCCGUAGCGGAUUUACCCGCGCGGGACUCUUCGAACGCAGCAGCAGCAGCAGCCGCCUCUUCACGCGCACCUGGGAUCGUGACACGCGGCGGACCCCACCUUCUCCUCUACCUCCUACUCCACCACCCCCCCUCCCUCCCUCUCCACCUACUUCGAUAACUCAUAACUCUGACUGCUGCCCCGACAGCUGCACUCCACCCCCCCACCCACCCACCCACCGCUUCCAGGCCACCGUCCCCGUGGCUCUCGGCAGAGCGCGGCUCCGUGCAAGUGGCCACAUCUCGCGCACCUGGAUUGCGGAACGCGGAUUCCACCUCGUCCACCAUCUCCUCCGCCACCUACUCCACCUCCUCAUCUUUCUCAAGCUAUUACCGCUAAGACUGCCACUGAUCCUACAUCUCAUCCCCCGACUCCGAGCAGCAGAGUUUGUCUAAGUCCGUGAUUCGCGCCGUGACUCCGCGGCCCGCUCUGUCGACAGCAGCGCGCGUUGUGACCCGUGCCGCGACUCCAUCAUCAACACCGUCACCUCGUCGUCCACCAUCACCUCAUCUGUCGCCUCCGCCGUCGCCACUCAAUCCGCCUGUGAUGCAUAUUCCCGUAGACGCGGGCGUCAGUCGUCGCUUUACGCCACCGUCCACCGCCCUGCUGCAUGCCGCCCAUCACCACCACCACCACCACCACGGCAGCAGCAGCAGUACCAGCAAGAUGUCCAGCGACGCUCCUCCCUUGAGCCACCAAGACGGAGCUCUGAUGGGCGUGAAGAUGCGCGGCGCUGGAGGCGGUGGAGGUGGCGGUGGAGGAAUCGGAGGUGGAGCGCACGAUCGGCCCAUGGGGGACGUCCUGGCGGACCACCCGGGCGAGUUGGUGCGAACGGACAGCCCCAACUUCCUGUGCUCCGUGCUGCCCUCCCAUUGGCGCUGUAACAAGACGCUGCCCGUGGCUUUCAAGGUGGUGGCACUGGGCGACGUUCCGGACGGGACCCUGGUGGGAGUCAUGGCCGGGAACGACGAGAACUACUCGGCCGAGCUGCGCAACGCGUCGGCAGUGAUGAAGAACCAAGUGGCGAGGUUCAACGACCUCCGAUUCGUGGGCAGGAGCGGCCGAGGUAAAAGCUUCACCCUGACCAUCACGGUGUUCACGAGCCCCCCGCAAGUCGCCACCUACCACCGCGCCAUCAAGGUCACGGUGGACGGGCCUCGCGAGCCCAGACGACACAGACAGAGGCUGGAGGACCCCGUGAAGGCUGGCGCGGCAAUGUUCCCAGAACGUCUGUGCGAGUUGGAACAGUUCCGCCGCUCGGGGAUGCGGGUACCCCCACACGCCGGAGGGGGGGCGCACCCCGCGGCCCCCCGCGCCUCCCUGGGGGCUCACACCGCCUUCAACGCGCAGCCUCAACCCCAGAUGCAGGCCUCGUCGGAGCUGGGCGCCUUCUCAGCGCCACCGCGCGUCUCUCUCGAGUCGCAGUUUGCCGCUGGCCUCUCCACCCUCCCCGAGGGUCGCUUCGGGGACCCGCGCGUCCACUACCCGGGGGCCUUCGCCUACACCCCGGGGGGGGCGGCCUCCUCGGCCCUCGGCCUGGGCAUGUCGCCCAUGGGCGGCGGGCCGGCCGCCUCGGCCGCGGUGGCGGCGGCGGCGGCGGCCGCGCGCUACCACGCGGCGGCUGCCGCCUCGUACCACCACCUCCCCCCGCCGUACCCGGGUUCGCAGCAGGGACAGGGUCAGGGCUCGGCGUUCCAGGCGGCCGCCCCGGCACCCUUCCAGCACCUCUACUACGGUGCCGCGCCCUCCACGAGCAGCUACCAGUUCCCGCCGCCUGUGAUGCAGCAGCAGCAGCAGCCCGGCGCGGUGGGCGAGGAGCGGCCACUCGCUACGGGACCGCUGAUCAAUAACCCUGCGCUGCCCUCCGCGCACCAGGACGCCGGGGGUCAUGACCCUGAGGGCAGCCAGGGCAGCUCACCCACCAGCCUGUCGUCGGGCCGCCUGGAGGAGGCCGUGUGGAGGCCGUACUGACGCGGUGGAGCCUCGCCACCAUCACCACCAUCACCUGCGCCGCACCACCACGGGCUCUCGACCCUCUCUCACCCGCUCACCGCACCUCACCCCGCCUCCCCAUAGCCCCCUCCGCCCCCCUCCCUCCCCCCUCCCUCCUUCCCCCUCCCCAUGACCCCCCUCCCCAGGGUCCUCCCGACUCGCCUUACCCUACGGUCCCCUUUUAUCAUACAUCACACGGACUCUCUUAAUCGAUUAAUGGAAUCGACUAAUCGUCCAGAAGCGCAUUUAUCAAGAGGGGAUGUAAAUAUGUCAUCCGGAUUAGACUCAAUUCACGUCGCCCCUGCAGCCGCUAGAGGACGCUACAUUAAUACACGGGGGGGGGGCAGUUGUUGAAUUAUCUCACCGCUAAGAAUCAGCCCCGAGCCCCCCUCCCUCCUACCUCCCUACUCCCCAUAACCCCAUCCCUAACGCCACGCACCCCCCCCCAAUUGUACACUGCCAUUCAAGGUUUCUUGUUCACAGCGCCCCUCCCCCAACUGCCUUGCCCCUCCCCCCCCGCCGCUGUAUAUAAUGCUCCCCCCCAACUUCGCCGCCAUUCACCUCUCCCAGCUAAUGUAGAGACUCGCGCCACGUGAAUCCCUCCCCCCACACACACCCUGCUGUUGCAGGAAUCGGUACGAUGAGGUUUAGUGGGCCCGUGCCCCCCCGCUCACCCCCCCCCCUCCCCGCUCCCUUCCACGCACGCCACACGCGGUCGCUAUGCGGGGGAAGGGGAUGGAAGUUCCGUGAAUGAUUUUUGAUCAUCCGAUUGCAUUUCAACUGUUUCACUUCUUGUGACAGCGUUUUAUACAAUUCCGACCCCUCCCCAUCCUCCACUCCACGCUCGCAUCUCUCUCCCUCCCACUCCCCUCCCUAUUGUGACGUCACGUCCGGAUUCGGUGACGUCACGUCCAGGUUCGGUGCCGUCGACGAUGUUUUGUUCGUGUCACGUGGGGGGCGUCGUUGUGAACGUCUCAGCCGGCGCGGGUACCGUCGCGGCUACUGUAGCGGCUACUGUAGCGGCUACUGUAGCGGGUACUGUAGCGGCUACUGUAGCGGCUACUGUAGCGGGUACUGUAGCGGCUACUGUAGCGGCUACUGUCGCGGCUACUGUCGCGGCUACUGUAGCGGCUACUGUAGCGGGUACUGUCGCGGCUACUGUAGCGGCUACUGUAGCGGAAACUAUAUUUAUUAACAAACGAAAACCCCCCACAAGCCCCUUUUCUACUAAGCCCUCCAUCCUCCGCCUCCCUUUAGGGGGGUGGGGGCUGAAUUCAAGGAGGCAAUGGUUAGGGGUCACGCUGACCUCUUUGAACUCUCGUAAACCCGCUAAGCUGCGAGGUGGUAGCCAGGGCCAACAGACAGGAGUACAGCAAGCGGGAUCCUGAACCAAUCUGUGUAAUUGGUGAACCUUCGCUCUGAGUGUUAUCUCCGCGUGUGCACAAGUCGUGGGGUUUCUUCCUCCGGGUUCGUUGGAUUCCUCGCGCACGGCCCUAAACGCGUUCAAAGUUCAAAUGGAAAUUGGCCCAAUGUCCCAAUGAAGCAGGACUCUCUUGCAAAAUGAGUCGUGAGACUCGGUAAGGGCUUUUCUGGGAAUUGUUUUCCCCCAAAUACUGAGCUCGAACCCAAGGUAAGGCUGAGUAGGGGCCUUGAGACUGCAAGUCAGAGAUCACGUGGUCACGCCACUGUCCUUCACGCAGGAGUGGGGGACCUCUUUUCUGUGCACCACACUAGGCACGUGGUCUAAACGCGGUCCGGGGCCACGCUCGUCACCUGAUGCGCGGCCACAUUGAGGAUUACCGCUACUUCGAAACGGCCCAAAAGCGAUAGUUACCCGUCCCUGCAAGAACCUCAGCCGCACUAAUCGGGCCCUGGAGGGGAGAUAAUACUUUCCAGCUGGCGACAACGCGCAGUUUGAAAUCAAACACUGCGGUGAAAUCGGCUCCCGCCGUCCAUCGCUGAGUGGAUCAUCACAUCGCUGGAUCGAGAGAGAGAGAGAUUGCCUGAGGACGUCUUCAUCUAGCAGUGGAUUGACUAUGGCUGCUGCUGCUGCUGAUGAUGAUGAUGAUAACUGCGUUUCUCAUUGUUGCGUUUCCAGCCAAGUGUGUCUGUAGAGCCUUCUUGCAGUGACAAUAGCGACCAAGGCGUGUCCGUUAGUCUGUGAUUGACCGCCAAAGGGAGUUGAAACUCCGAUUCAGCACUCUGGAAAGACUCUUCCCGCCGUAGAAAUGCAUAAUUCCCACCACCUCUAGAGGGCUGUGAACUGGGAAUGCCUGUGGCCUUCUUGAUUCUGCCCCCAGUGAGGAUGAGGGUCUUCGAGCUGGAUGAUCAAUCCAUUCGUUGACGCAGGCGCGGGUUAGGAGUCAUGGGGUCCAUGGCGAGCGGGCUUGUGAUGGAGGGGGCGAGUCAGAGGCUGUAGGAGGGGAGGGAGGUGGGUUAUCCGGGGGUUUUCUCAGCCUGCCCCCCACCCCCCGCCUAUCCUCUUCUCGUCGGCGAUCGCGUGGUGAGUGAUGGAGCGCGCCGGUUGGCAAUUCAUCUCGCACCCGUGUCACCCACGCCACCCGCGCCACCCACGCCACUCGUGCCACCCACGCCACCCGCGCCACCCGUGCCACCCGCGCAUCUCGUGUCACCCACGCCACCGGCGCUCACUCCGGUUUGAAUCUUUAGUGGAAGCAUUUCCACACGGACGAUCAUUUGACGGAGAGAGGACGUCUCGUUUACAAGGGUGCCCAGUGUCCUAGCGCUCACACCGCUGGUCACAAAGCGGGUCAGGUGGGGGAGCGGGGAGGUCAGGUCCCCUACCUCCGAGGGGGGACGCGGUACAAAUGUUAUGAUGAUGGUGGUGAUGAUGGAGAUGAUGAUGAUGAUGCUUGAUGAAGACAAGAUGACCUGUUCAUAGAUAUAGAAGACUCGCGUCGUGAUAUCUUCGGCCUUUGACCCCUCCGCGUUCGUGAUUUCUGUUGUGGUCGCGCCCGCUCCGUGUGAACUCCGCGUAUCCGUGAUGGUUCAAUAAAGAGAGCACUUAUUUGAUUUGA
This is a messenger RNA of Lethenteron reissneri (Far Eastern brook lamprey), 5691 nucleotides long. Its product is annotated as runt-related transcription factor 1-like. NCBI's taxonomy places the organism in Eukaryota, Metazoa, Chordata, Hyperoartia, Petromyzontiformes, Petromyzontidae. Gene Ontology annotation, cellular component: nucleus. Gene Ontology annotation, biological process: regulation of cell differentiation; ossification; chondrocyte differentiation. The record is from RefSeq and is a predicted model, not a curated record. Gene Ontology annotation, molecular function: ATP binding; DNA-binding transcription factor activity, RNA polymerase II-specific; RNA polymerase II cis-regulatory region sequence-specific DNA binding.